Molecule: messenger RNA, 561 nt
Organism: Mesocestoides corti
Lineage: Eukaryota; Metazoa; Platyhelminthes; Cestoda; Cyclophyllidea; Mesocestoididae
Source: the annotation of a GenBank genome assembly
AUGGCGUCUAGUCGAAAAAAGAUCCUUCUUAAAGUCAUAAUACUUGGAGAUAGCGGUGUUGGAAAAACUUCGCUAAUGAAUCAGUAUGUAACUCAGAGAUUUAGCAACCAGUAUAAAGCCACAAUUGGUGCGGAUUUUCUUACAAAGGAGACUAUGGUUGACGAUCGGGUUGUAACUCUGCAAAUUUGGGACACCGCUGGUCAAGAGCGGUUUCAGUCCCUUGGUGUUGCGUUUUAUCGCGGCGCCGACUGCUGCGUCCUCGUGUACGAUGUUACGAUGCCCAAUACUUUUAAAACGCUUGAUUCUUGGCGUGACGAGUUUCUAAUUCAGGCUAGCCCUCGAGAUCCCGAGAACUUCCCCUUUAUUCUUAUCGGUAAUAAAAUUGACUUGCCAAACAGAGCUAUAACUGACAGACGCGCAAGGCAAUGGUGUCAAGCAAAGGGGAAUAUCCCUUACUUCGAAUGCAGUGCCAAAGAAACGACCAAUGUGAAACAGGCCUUCCAGGAAGUUGCAAGAGUGGCCCUUGCGCAGGAAACUGAGGUACGUUUGCGCACCACCUAA